Molecule: messenger RNA, 4341 nt
Organism: Acanthoscelides obtectus
Lineage: Eukaryota; Metazoa; Arthropoda; Insecta; Coleoptera; Chrysomelidae
Source: the annotation of a GenBank genome assembly
GUCAACGAGCAGUUGGAGCUACGUUUGUACCGAGACGUGCAGUGGUUCGCACCGUGCAAGGCAUGCUGGAUAGUGCUAGCAGUACCGCGUCGGAACAGCUCCUGUUCUGUGAUAGUAGUUGAUAGUGAUAGUGGGUGCACGUUUGGAACCACGCUGUGAUAUGGAUAGUAUUAUUAUUACUUCACUGUUAAACUUCACGAUAAGAUAAAAUGCGACUACUUUUCUUCCUAGCUUUCGUCACAAUCCUGGAAGCUCUUCACUGCGAUAAGGAGUUUAACUACUACGACAACUACGGACACGGCUUUGACGUUACCUGUCAAGGCAUCACCAAAGAAUACCUCCACCUUUUGGAGAACAUUACAAUCAGCAACGAAAUCACGCUCAAGAUACAAAAUUCCACUUUGAAAAAUAUAUCCUCUAAUAUAUUUCAAAACAUCAGACACAUUCGAUACCUGUACCUGGAAGACUUAGUGUUUACUUUCCCCAAGAACCACACUGUAUUCCAAUUUCUUGACAAGUUAGAACAUUUAGCUAUUAUUAAUACUAACUUCAUCAUGACAAAACAUACGUUUAAGGGUUUGAGAAAUCUCAAAGAGCUCUACCUGCUCAACAACGAUAUUGAUGUAAUUGAACCAGGUGCUUUUGAAAGUCUGACUAGCCUUCAGUACCUGGAAAUAACCCAAAAUAAGCUAGAAGAUCUAACUGAUAUUCCUGCGUGUGAGCUAAAAGAGCUAAAGACUUUGAACUUAUCAAGAAAUCACUUGUUUGCUCUCAAGAGAAAGAAUUUUGUAUGCAAGAGUGAACUUAAUGGUAUGGCAUUGAAAUUAAAUGAUCAGCACUUAAAUAUCGAUAAAAAGGAUUAUAUUAGCAUCGUAGAUACUUCCUUGGGGCUAACAAGCUUAGAUAUCAGCUUCAAUAAAAUCAAAGUAUUAGGAGAAGCUUUGAAUUACCUCAAAUUUGUAACAUUAUUCAAUGCCCAAUCCAAUAAGUUAAAAAGAAUAAGCAAUGCUGAUUUUAAAGCUUUACGAGAUUUAGAACAAACAUAUCUUGGAAGCAAUCUUUUGGAAGUUAUUGAAAGUCGGGUGUUUGAAGGUAAAGAAAACCUGGAAAUCAUCGAUAUAUCCAAUAAUAAGUUACAAUGGAUCAGUCUGAAAAAUAUACCUCUACUUCGAGACCUGAACUUGUCACGAAACUUCUUUAAAAUAAGCGUAUUGCAAAAUAUUACUAGACCAUCAUCAUUAGUAACCUUGAAUUUAAGUAUGAACAAACUCGAUGAAGUUCCAGUUCAUAUUUUCCAAAACUUUAGUUCUUUGGAAUAUCUAGACCUGUCAGAUAAUCAUCUUCAACUGCAUAAUAGCUCAUUCUCAGGGUUGAAGCAACUGAAAGCCCUGAAUAUAGCUAACAACAACAUCGAAGUUUUACCAGAAAUAGUUUUUAAUGAGUUAACCAAACUAAAACAUCUAGACCUUUCUGGAAACAAAAUUCAAUACAUUUCAAGUGAAAAUUUAGUAAAUGUAACAUUCUUGGAAGUAUUGAAUAUUUCUUUCAAUCAGUUGGAGCAACUGAACUAUGAGCUGCUGAAAAAUUUGAACGAAUUGCAUACCUUGGACGUAGCUGGAAACAAACUCAAAUACAUCCAGUACGAUGCUAUAAUAACAGAUCUUCCACUUCUAUCUAACUUAAACGUCAAGUCGAAUUUGUUGUCUUGUGAAUUUCUAUUCGAAAUGAUUAAAUUCUUAAAGAAAAGACAUAUAAGUUACACCACAGUGGAUAAGUUUGACUAUGAGAGAGAAAACGUUGCCGGGAUUUACUGUGAAAACGAGAAGAAGGCUGUCUCUAGUGACUUGAGAACAGGUAAUUCCGAUGGAAACAUUCUAGUAGAUCUCAGUAUAUUGGUGUGCAUAGUGUUAGUGAUAGUGAUCAUUGGAGUGCUAAUCUUCAAGAUUAAAAUAUAUCUGAAGAGACGGAGGUAUAGAGCUGACGAGUUUGAGCUCAUAGGUGGAUAGGUUCUAAAUCUCUUUGUACAGCAAGCAUAAACACCACUUAUUUCAGCACCCACCAAAUAGGUUUUUAAUACAACAGGACACGUAUUCUGCUAUUAUCAUAAUCAGACGAAGAUUACAAGUUAGAACUGAUAUCCUGUAGAAAAUCCUUACAUAACCGCGUAACAAACAAUACAAAGUUACAACUAGAAGGAGCAUCCGCAAAAAGGACUUGGAGAGGUCUCGCCGUUUUUAUUGCUUUAUACAGGGUAAUGCUGCUGUACUUUGGCGCAAUCACGGAAUAGGUUGUCAAAAUUGGUUUGUGAUGGCAUCGAGUAAUUAUAUUUAUACAGGGUGAUGCAUGUCAUCAUUAUUUGGCAUAUACAAUGGAUGACAAAUAUCCUUUGCUCAAAAAAAUUCCUAGUUGAAAAAUAGUUCUUAGCCUCUACGUCACUGACAUCCAACAGCAACGCGAGUCAUCUCCGACGGGAUCGGAUGCCGGCCAUGGGCUACCUGGGUCGGGUACUUUUUUAUUUGUUUGGAUCCAUGCUUUAUAGUUUAAUAUCAUCAAAAAAAGGCCCCUUUAAAUGGAUCUAAUCAUAUCUAAAAUUGCGGCGAAAAUUGUUUUUUUUUGUUGUGCAAAAAAUCUAAUCAUAAUAUUUUUUCAAGCAGAUGCUAUCUGCUUUUUGACGGAGUGCCUCUUAUACUGGUAACUCUGUAUUCUUUUUUGUUCCGGGAAACCAACUUACAUCAGUGUAUAUUACUGAUUACUUAUUAUUUUACCAACAUUAUUGGAAGGAUUCUACCUUCUACGACAGUAUGAGAUAAAAGUGCUGUAAAGCGAAAAGAUUCGAAUUUGACAUACAUUCUUGGACAUUUUAUAGACGACGCCACAGAAAAUGUAGUCAAACAUUUUCGACGGAUUGUUCAAACAUGGUUUACUCCUAGUUCACAUUAGAGGAUGAUUUUUAGCGGGUUAGUUUUCACAAUAUAUUGCAGAAGAAAAUACAACACAUUUUUUUCCAAAUCGUAACAAAUACGUUGCUACAGCAAUACCAUAUAGACGACUUGCAUAUUUCUGUUUUUCGAAGAUUGUGGUGCACAAUUGCCAUGAAAUAUUUCAUGAAUGUUGUUUUACAAUACACCUGAAAGAGUAGCUACUACCAGAAAAGGAAAGUAUCUCGGAGCAAAAAGAUAAAUUAUAUCUAGUAUUCAAAGUGUUUCUUCAGUAUAUUCUUAUGUAAUGAUUUAAAUAUAGUUUAGUUCCUUUGAUCUGUGAUAUGAUAAUUUAUGUAUUUACUUCCUCUUAUAAAUGUAUUGAUCUACUCCAACUACACGUUUUGUAUUCAACGCCGUGUAAAAUGGACACGCUUUUUUGACUGAUGUAUCCAGAAAGGAGUGCACAUCUGAAAGUGAUUCUGUGUCCAGAAUAGUGGAGGGAGUCAACAAUUUUCACUAUAAUGCAUACAAAUUAUUUUCAUUUGAUUAUUUGAACGGUGAAUGCACUACAGGAAUUCUACAUAUAUUUUUUUUGUUGUUGUUUGGGUCAAAAAUGUAUAUACACCUAUGAUAUGUACCAAAUGAAAAUAAUUUGUUGGAUAACUUCAGGGGUACACCUUCCUUGGAUAUAUUUGUAUUAAAAUAGAUUUAUACUGUAUCAUACAAGAUAAGCAAGCUACUGCUGAUGCCAUUGAUGGCAGUAUCUAUAUCUGUAUGAUUAUACUAUAAUUAUUUAUAUUUGUAUAUUUGAAUUAUAUCAACAACAAGUAUGUUUCAUAUCGUUUUAAUCAAGACUAUAUUUGCGUUUACAUCUUCAUUUCCAUCUGAUUCCAGCAUUACCAUAAAAUUGCGUAUUUCUUAAGGUAUAUAAAUUAAGGUAAACAUUCUUAUUUUAACACGACAAUAGAUUGAGAUUGUAGUUUUAUAUCAGAGAAACCCAAACCAAUGUCAAUAUACAAGAAGUCCUUUGUACGAUAUCUGCUUGAAUAUUUUCUACUGCAAUGUCCGUUUGUUGAUAAGGCAUGUCGAAUGUUAAAUAUUAUCGCAUAUUAAUAUGACUUGUUUACAUGAAUAAACAGUUCAACAACCGGUACUGCCGCAUUAAUGGACCAAAAAUGCAGAUAUGAAAGCUCAAAUUUCAUUUAUUAAUAAUCUGUUUCAAGCUUAUUUUACGAUCGUUUCCAUACGUAGUCGCGAGGGAGUUCUUUGAUUUUGUAGAAAACAUGCAUUUGGUUUGUUUUAAAAGUCAAGCUUCCAUCUACAAUUACUGACCUCUACUUGAUACUCAACAAUGUUUUUGUACGAUUCUGCCUUAAAUGAACUGAAUAUACACGUAUAGAGUGUCCCAUUUUAAUCUCCC